AUGAGAGCGGAGGCACCAGUUCUGCCUGGCCUGCCUCCAGCGCCUGGGACCGGGUCCACGCGACGCCGGCUGGCGCUGACGGAGCAGUCGACUCAAUAUCAUGACAUCUCCAGAUUUCGGGUCCAGAGUGAGCACCCCUGUAUUCUGGACAUGCUGAACAUAGAGGACACUGUGGUGGCCAACACACUCAUUGAUCAGAGAUCUGUUGAGAAUAUAAUCCUCAUAGCUGACAACAAGGAGGCAAGACGUGUCAUGCAGCAUUGCCCCCCACGGAACUGCAAGCAGGCUUAUACCAAGGUGGGAGAUGAGAUCUACUGUCACCCAACAUUCAGGUAUUACUCAGCCAAUGUGGACAAAGCUCGCUACUUGACGGCCAAUGUUGAGGAGGAGAUAGCUCACUACGAGGGACAAAUUCAGUCCUUGCAGGGAGAGUUGGAUAAAGUGCGUCAGCGACGCAACAAACUGACAGAGGACAUUCGGCGAAAUAAAAGUGAAGGAAAAGAAAUGCAACACUCAACUGAUGAAGAUAGAGGAGGCCAUGCAGAAUCUGCAGUUUGAGAUCAGUGAGCUGAAAAACGUGGAGGACCCAGCUCCGAUCGACAUCGCAACUCUGGAAGAUGAAGUUUCAACGUAUGAUGAACAGAUCUCAAAUCUGAAAGAGAAGCGUGAGGAAGUGACUAAGAUUAGUUCAGAGCAGCAACUUCAGUUGGUGGAGGUGGAGAAAGCAUAUCGUAACGUGGAAGGGAAACUAAAGUCUCUCACUGAUAGUGCUGACCCCCUCAAGGU
Molecule: messenger RNA, 786 nt
Organism: Haliotis rubra (blacklip abalone)
Lineage: Eukaryota; Metazoa; Mollusca; Gastropoda; Lepetellida; Haliotidae
Product: structural maintenance of chromosomes protein 6-like
Exons: 7
Coding region: 1-558 (185 amino acids)
Biological process (GO): double-strand break repair via homologous recombination
Cellular component (GO): Smc5-Smc6 complex; site of double-strand break; nucleus
Molecular function (GO): single-stranded DNA binding; damaged DNA binding
Source: RefSeq, a predicted model, not a curated record